Quercus lobata is the source of this 1276-nucleotide messenger RNA. RefSeq names its product probable protein phosphatase 2C 51. Gene Ontology annotation, biological process: protein dephosphorylation. Lineage: Eukaryota; Viridiplantae; Streptophyta; Magnoliopsida; Fagales; Fagaceae. Gene Ontology annotation, molecular function: protein serine/threonine phosphatase activity. The transcript is spliced from 6 exons. The coding region runs from base 128 to 1180 and encodes 350 amino acids. The record is from RefSeq and is a predicted model, not a curated record.
CCGAGUCAGAGUCAUUCACACUGACUCACUCUACAACUACAACUACAACAGUCCCAAUCGAAUCGUUCCUCUCAGAUUCAAAUCAAACCCUAUUGAUCAGGAGUAGAAUUCUAUCAUCCACUUCAUAAUGGAAGGGUUUAAAAUUUCAGUACUUUGGUUAACAAUUUUUGUUAUUUUGAUUCCAUCUUCAUAUGGGGUAUCCAUGUUGCGUAUGAUGGAAAAUGAUGAAGGUGGCCUUUCUGAACGUGCUGAGUGGGAUCUCUCCACCGAAUCUCUUCAAAAUAAGACAGUGAACUGCCAGUUUGCCACAUUUCUGGGGCAUAGGGAAUACCAAGAGGAUCGUAUUGUAUGUGAUCUUGAUAUGAAGAUUCCACAUCUAGGCAAAAAUGGGCUUGGGGAGGGUACAGUUGGUGUUAUGGCAGUAUUUGAUGGUCAUAUUGGUGAGGAAGCUAGUGAGAUGGCUUCAAAACUUCUGCUGGAUUACUUUUACAUGCAUGCUUUAUUCAAUACCUCCGAGCUAAUGGAACAGUACGAGGGAGUACCUGUAACUGAGGAUGAAAUAACACAUUUGGAAAUAUUAAAAGAAGCAUUGUUGAGGACAAUUCGUGACAUUGAUUUCAAAUUUUCUCAGGAGGCUUUUGAAAAGAGGAUUUUCUCAGGAUCCACAGCCACUGUGGCUAUUCUUGUUGAUGGGAAGAUUUUAAUUGCCAAUGUUGGUGACUCAAAGGCCCUUUUAUGCACAAAGAAAAUUCAGUCUGGUCAAGGUAACUUGACAGCCAGUCUUUCAGCUACUGAACUAACAGAAGAUCAUAGUCCAGGUAGAGAUGAUGAAAGAGCUCGAAUUGAAGCAGCUGGUGGUAUCGUUGUUACUCUUUGGGGUAAGCCUUGGGUGAAUGCUGAACUUCCUAUGUCCCGAGCCAUUGGUGAUGUGUACCAAAAGAGAUUUGGUGUUAUAGCUGAGCCUGAAGUGACAGGUUGGCAAACUCUAGAUGCCAAAGAUAGAUUUUUGGUGGUUUCUUCUGAUGGUAUUUUUGAAAGCAUGACACCGCAAGAUGUAUGUGAUCUUGUACAUGAUUCAAGUUCAUGCUCGCCCUCAUCCUCGUUAGCUGAAUGCAUAGUAAAUACAGCGUUUGAGAAAGGCAGCGUGGAUAAUUUGUCAGUUAUUGUAGUUCCAUUAUGAUGGUUUUUCUGUCAACUUGUAGGAAGAAAGAUGUUAGAAUUAGAUACUUGGUAAAUUGGUUUGUAAUUGCUUUUUUUGGAGCAUUGGCUACACAUA